This is a messenger RNA of Plasmodium cynomolgi strain B, 708 nucleotides long. RefSeq names its product VIR-like CYIR protein. The transcript has 2 exons. The coding region runs from base 1 to 708 and encodes 235 amino acids. The record is from RefSeq and is a predicted model, not a curated record. NCBI's taxonomy places the organism in Eukaryota, Apicomplexa, Aconoidasida, Haemosporida, Plasmodiidae.
AUGGCAGAUGACUAUGAUUAUGAACACGUGAAGACGUUUCCUACCUAUGGAAGUAAAUUACAAGAACUUGAACGUUUUUCUAACAUAAGCUAUAAUACAAAUGAUCCAAUUGCAAUGUGGUGUAUGAAGAAUAUUCAUUCACAUGGAAAAUUUUUCUUCAUUGAUUUGUGUAUAACCCUUAAUAAAUAUUUUCAGUAUUAUGAUAAACUUAAACCUGUUGAUAGUAAACACUGUGAAUACUUAAGCUACUGGUUAAAUAAUAAAAGCAAACUUCAUAAUGCAUUACCACUAUAUAAAAAUAUACUAGAUGGUGAUAAUUCCUUAAAUAUAUUUGAUAAACGAAUUCCAAAUAUAGACGCGUGCAAGUCUAAACUAGUCAAUUUGUCGAAUGAAGUAGUUAAGAAUAUUAAUAAGUUAAACAAUUUGAAUGAACAGUAUCUUUUUUUAAUAACUAAGCAUAAAAUUGGUUGGAGUACCCACGAUGAACUGUGCAGUUAUGCCGAAAAAUUUGCAGAAUUAUAUAAUAGUGCUAUUAUGGAGUGUUUUAAAGAUUUUAACAAUAAAUAUUGUAAGGAGCUAAUAGAAUUUAAAGUUAGAUUUAAUAAAUACAAAUCGUUUACAGAUACAUGUACCCUCAUACAGCCCUUACGUUCCAUACCUGGAGCAAUGUCUCAGGAAUUAGAUGCAAUAAAAAAUAUUCGCAUAUAG